This is a messenger RNA of Anopheles funestus (African malaria mosquito), 3880 nucleotides long. RefSeq names its product alanine aminotransferase 1. The record is from RefSeq and is a predicted model, not a curated record. Gene Ontology annotation, molecular function: pyridoxal phosphate binding; L-alanine:2-oxoglutarate transaminase activity. Bases 477 to 2099 code for a protein of 540 amino acids. Gene Ontology annotation, biological process: biosynthetic process. NCBI's taxonomy places the organism in Eukaryota, Metazoa, Arthropoda, Insecta, Diptera, Culicidae. The transcript is spliced from 6 exons.
GGUAUGUUGCUGAUAUUUUGUGCGUAACUUCUCUAGCGAAUUUUCUUGGCACUGUUCGAUUGCUUCAGUUGAUUGUGGACUCGCAAGAUUAGCCAAAGUGCCCCCUCGGUGUGCCGGUGUUGAUAAAAGCAGUAGCAGCAAACACCAGCAGCAGUGCCAUCAGGUUUGUGUCGCAUAUAAUUCGGAGGUGUUCAAGAAACAAUUAAAUCAUCCAUAGAAACGUUCUAAGUAGGCCAACCACGAAAAAACAUAAACCACAAACGGGAGAGCCGUAGAACAUCAACAGCGGCUGUUUGGUAGGAUUCUGUGAGCACUGCGUCGAGUCUGGGAGCACUGCGUCGUGACUGGGAGCGCGCUCUCUCUCUCUCUCGCAACGUUACAGCAAGAAGAGAUCGAUUGGUUUCAACGCAACUUUUCUAACCCGCUAGAAAGAGAAGGAAGAUAGCGCCGAGUGAAGCGAACCGUACACCGCAACCAUGUCACUCAGUCUUAUGCUAACGCUCUGUCAACGGGGCACUCGGGGCUUUGUGUUGCGCCCGGGUAGUGUGAACAUCCGACUAGCGGCUUCAGCAGUACAGCAACGACACUGUCCAGCAGCGGAAUCGCCCAUCAACCAGCAGCAUAAUCGCACGUUCCUCACGAUGGCGUGCGUAAAUCAGCAACAACGAUGCGUUUCGGUCGACAACAUCAAUCCGGCAAUCAAAACGAUGGAGUACGCGGUUCGUGGACCGCUGGUUAUACGUGCCGGUGUUAUCGAGAAGGAACUUGAGAAGGGUGCGAAAAAGCCCUUCAAAGAGGUUAUCCGUGCUAACAUCGGAGAUUGUCACGCGAUGGGUCAACCGCCAAUUACCUUCAUCCGGCAGGUACUCGGACUGGUAUCGUAUCCUCCACUGUUCAGAGACCCAUCUAUUCCGGAAGAUGCAAAGCAGCGGGCUCGUGACAUCUUGGACGGCUGCAAAGGUGGAUCUGUCGGUUCGUAUUCCGAUUCCGCUGGGAUUGAGAUAAUUCGCCGACAUGCUGCCAAAUAUAUCGAGCGCCGUGACGGUGGCAUUCCGGCCGACUGGCAGAACAUCAUCCUUUCGGCGGGUGCGUCUGGUGGCAUCAAGGUGCUGAUGGCGCUGCUGCGUUGCCCGAUCGAUGGUAAAAAGCCCGGUGUUAUGAUUCCGAUUCCACAGUACCCGCUGUACUCGGCUACGAUUGCCGAGUUCGAUAUGGAGCAGAUCGGCUACUAUCUGGAUGAGGCAAACAAAUGGGGACUGGAUAUUGCUGAGCUGGAGCGUUCGUUGAAUGAGGCGCGCAAGGUAUCGGCACCGCGCAUACUGGUCGUUAUCAAUCCGGGCAACCCGACCGGACAGGUGCUGUCACGGUCUAACAUUGAGGACAUCAUCAAGUUCGCGCAUCGCGAACGUUUGGUACUGUUUGCGGACGAGGUGUACCAGGAUAACGUGUACGAAGCGGGCUCAAAGUUCCACUCGUUCAAGAAAGUGAUGAUGGAGAUGGGUGAACCGUACAGCAAGAUGGAACUGUGCAGCUUCAUGUCUUGCUCGAAGGGAUACAUGGGCGAAUGUGGCAUACGCGGUGGAUACGCUGAGAUUGUCAAUCUCUGCCCAGAUGUGCGCACGAUGCUGUUGAAGUGCAUCUCGGCCCAGCUCUGCCCAACCACGGCCGGUCAGGCCGUGCUCGAUUGUGUGGUAAACCCACCGCAAAAGGGUGAACCCUCGUACGAGGAGUUUGAAAAGCAAAAGGCGGCAGUGUUGGAGUCGUUGCGCGAACGUGCAGAACUGGUAGCACGUACGUUCAACUCGAUCGAAGGUUUCUCGUGCAAUCCGGUACAGGGUGCGAUGUACGCCUUCCCGCAGAUUCGAUUGCCCCCCAAGGCACUCGAGGCGGCCAAAAAGGAGGGAAAACCGGCAGACACAUUCUACGCAUUCCAGCUGCUUGAGGAGACCGGUAUCUGCAUCGUUCCCGGUUCCGGUUUCGGACAACGUCCCGGCACCUAUCACUUCCGCACGACGAUUCUGCCCCAGCCGCAAAAGUUGAAGGAAAUGCUUAGUCUAUUCAAAUCCUUCCACGAGAAAUUCUUGCAGAAGUAUAAGUAAUAAUCAUUCGCGUGAAGGCAGUAAAGUCGCCUCUCCAACAUCAGAAACAAAGGUGAAGAUUAUGAAGGUGAUCCGCAGUUACGCAAACAGGUUAGAUGUGUUAGGGCCAUGGAAGUGGUAAACUUCCGGAACAUCACUAGCUCCACAGAGUGGACAUCCCAGAAUCGAUAAACAUAUCGCACCAGCGGAUUGUCAGGAGAAAAAAAGGAUUAUAUCGUAACAAACAAAAAACCAUAAAUGAAUCCCAAGGAAAGGAACCUAGUAAAGCAUAUUCAAAACAAUCUAAUUGCGACUUCUCUCAACGACAAGGCAUCGCCUUAAGCAAUUCAAAACACAUCACGAGCGAUAAUCCAAGAAUAUGCGCGAGAUUAAAAAAGGGUUCGCUAACAUUGAUUACAAUUAGCUGUUGCAAAAUAAUCUUAUUCAUAUAAUGUUACGAUCUGCUCCUGACAUUCGACAUUCGUUUUGCAAAUUUGUGUUAGCACACGUUAUUUUUCUUGGGUGCGUACUAUUGUUGUAUGUGUGCGGAAAUUUUUUUGUUUCAAACGUUAACCCCACGUUACCGGAAGAUCAGCGUAAACUAUGGGGAAAAUCAAAACUCAUACAUGAUUCUUGACUCAAGCGAAGUUAUAGCAUAAAAUUUAAGUUUUCGUUCCUCCGCACAGGUAUUACAAAAUAGCACAGCAUUGUUAGUUCGUAAUAAUAACAAAAAAAAACUGUUUCUGCGACGAAUUAUGAGAAGCCACCGAAGAGCAUUUAAUGCUUUUUCUUCGCAACAAUCUCGUUUCGCUUUUUUUUUUGGGGGAGAACUGUUAAAGAAGCAAGUAAUACACGUUUAAAAUGUGAUGCAUAUUGGUAUAUAUUGAGAGGGCAGCAAAGCGAAACUCUCGUAAAAACGCAAGUAAACAUUCACAAACUCGGAUGGAUAAUGGUUAAAACUACGGCAAAAUAGCUUCUCAACGGAUUUUCAUAUAUUAAUCGCGAAAGUUUAAAAAAAAAAGGCUUCGAUAAGUUUUGCUGGGUUGUAUUUAUGGCAUGCUUGUUAUUACCGUUUCCAAAAAAAAACCUGGUUCAUUCAGCAAUUGGAGGUUAGCGAUAUAAUUCGCUAAAGAGCAACGAAGUCUUUAAACAAACUAAGAUGACCGACGAUGUGACUUAACAAGCGCCAAAAUAAGCAAGUAAAUUAAACUAUAUUCGCAUUAAAGGAAAACUGUACGCAAAUUCGGAAACUUAAAGACAAUAAUUUUUACACGGCGCAAACAGGUGUAAAAGUUUGAUUGUGAAGUAAAGUUUUAUAACUGUAGUGUUUACCGUUCAUCUGACAUCUAUUGGACAUGAAUGUCUUGUUAUUUUCGAACAAAAAAAAACCGGUGCUCUUUGGCGAAUGCUGCCGAUUACAAUAACAUCCCUUUUUGCUGCUUUGUUUCGGGAAUUAUUUUUUGGUAAUUUCACGUUCGGUGUGCUGCCGGGUAUACAAACUGUUGAAUCAUCCGCAGUGUAUUGGAAGCAAAUAUAUUAUUUUUCUUUUCCACAAAAAGUACAGAUUUACAGGCGCGAUUUGCAGUAAGAGCGGCAAAUCUAGAACAAACAAGAACACUGCCUCUUUUUUCCCCAAAGCGAACCAUUACCUGCGAAAUAGCCAAAUACCUUUAGGUAUACAACAAACGAUAAAACAACUGAAAUACAACACCCCCUUCAACUUGUCAGUUGAUUCGAGCCUUGAUAAAUAUUUAACCUACCCAAUGUUCAAUGUUUGCCGAAUACAUACAAAUAUAAUCAAA